UCGGCGGCGGCGGGCGCUGAACUAAAGCCUGCGGGAGUGCAGAGAGCAAAGAGCAGGCGCUCGCGCGCCGCGGUGGCAGGAGCAGCCCGCACGCCGCUCUCUCUCUGUCUGGGACCUGCAGUUGCAAUAUGACUUUGGAGGAAUUCGCGACUGGCGAGCAGAAGACCGAAAGGAUGGAUAAGGUGGGGGAUGCCCUCGAGGAAGUGCUCAGCAAAGCCCUGAGUCAGCGCACCAUCACCGUCGGGGUGUACGAGGCGGCCAAGCUGCUCAACGUCGACCCAGACAACGUGGUGCUGUGCCUGCUGGCGGCGGACGAGGACGACGACAGGGACGUGGCUCUGCAGAUCCACUUUACUCUGAUCCAGGCGUUCUGCUGCGAGAACGACAUUAACAUCUUGCGCGUUAGCAACCCGGGCCGGCUGGCAGAGCUCCUGCUCCUGGAACCGGACGCUAGCCCCGCGGCAAGCGAGGGCGCCCAACAGCCCCCGGACCUGCAUUGCGUGCUGGUGACGAAUCCACAUUCAUCGCAAUGGAAAGAUCCUGCCUUAAGUCAACUUAUUUGUUUUUGCCGGGAAAGUCGCUACAUGGAUCAGUGGGUUCCAGUGAUUAAUCUCCCUGAACGGUGAUGGCAUCUGAAUGAAAAUAACUGAACCAAAUUGCACUGAAGUUUUGAAAUACCUUUGUAGUUACUCAAGCAGUUACUCCCUACACUGAUGCAAGGAUUACAGAAACUGAUGUCAAGGGGCUGAAUGAGUUCAACUACAUGUUCUGGGGGCCCGGAGAUAAGAUGACUUUGCAGAUGGAAAGAGUUGAAAAUGAAGAAGGAAGCUGUGUUGAAACAAAUACAAGUCAAAAGAGCAAAAAUUACAAAGAACCACACAGGAAGGACAACAAACUAUGUAUUAAUUUAGGAUGGUUGAAUUACAUUAAAAUAAACCAAAUAUGCUUUGUUAAAGUUUAAAUGUUUGGCCGUAGUUGGGUACUUUUGUUUAUAUGUCCUCAAGCUAAAGGAAAGCAGAAAGGGUUAAUCAUAUUUUAAAACCAUAUUUUAUUGUAUUUUGAUGAGAUGUUAAAUUCUCAAAAGUUUUAUUAUAAAUUGUACUAAGUUAUUUUAUGACAUGAAAGGUUAUUUAUGCUAUAAAUGUUUUGAAACACAAUACCUACAAUAAACUGGUAUGGAAGAGUUGCAUCAUUUC
Molecule: messenger RNA, 1196 nt
Organism: Condylura cristata (star-nosed mole)
Lineage: Eukaryota; Metazoa; Chordata; Mammalia; Eulipotyphla; Talpidae
Gene: GADD45A
Product: growth arrest and DNA-damage-inducible, alpha
Exons: 4
Coding region: 129-626 (165 amino acids)
Biological process (GO): regulation of cell cycle
Cellular component (GO): nucleus; cytoplasm
Source: RefSeq, a predicted model, not a curated record